Molecule: messenger RNA, 1485 nt
Organism: Funneliformis geosporum
Lineage: Eukaryota; Fungi; Glomeromycota; Glomeromycetes; Glomerales; Glomeraceae
Source: the annotation of a GenBank genome assembly
AUGUUUCCAAAUCAUGGUUUCCCAAUGUCAAUAAAUUCCUCAAACAAUAAUUCAAACGAUAACUCCGAAAAUAUUGAAUCGUUAGGAGAAAGCGUAUCUCAUGAUGCGCCUUCAACUUCAAAUCAAUUUCUCUUUAACAACAUUCGAUUUGGUAUCCCAGUAUGCAUUUUAAGAGCUCCAGAAGUUUCGAAUCCUACCUCUGUCAAAAUUGAUGAGAACUUAUCCGAGCAACAACAACCUUUACAAUUUGAUCAAACCAUUGGAGGAAAAUUUUGUGAUAAAUUUGCACUUCACGUCAUAUCGGUUGAGGAUGAUGUGAAAAAUAAUUUAUAUACAAAUAGAGUCUCAUAUAAUACACAAGAAAAUGCUUAUUAUGAAAAUGGUAUUUUAUUAAACAAAUAUAUCAAUGGAUGGGAAUCUGGAACCUAUCAAUGGGAUAAUAUUAAAUUAAAAAGAGAAUAUGAUUGGCGGAAAACUUAUUUAGCAAGAGAUCCUUCUGAAUCGAAAAUGAAUGAUGACGGCGAGAUCUCUUGGAAAUUUGAUUAUCGUAUGGGGGGUUUCAUAAUUAAUUCUCUUAAUAUCAGAUUAUCAUUUGGUACAUUUGAUAAUUUCGCUCGUGUUAAUUGGUUCAUCAUACCUUUACCUACGAUAAAAAAUCCAUGCCCAACUUGGCAACAAAUUCCAUUUGAUCCAUACACAGAACCUAGACAUUAUGUAAAUGAGAUCAAGAACCUUACCCGAUUUGUUAAAGAUGAAUAUGGGUUUAUACUAAGAGCUCAUUUAAGUGGUGGUGAUAAAACUUAUGUUAUAUGGCAGAAAACUCAAUUAUUUAGACAAAAUUAUAUUAACUCAUGCGCAGGCAUAUCUUUGGACGUUGAUGAUGAUGAGACUUUUGGAUUGGAUGUUAGAGUGGAAUUAAAGCCUGAUAUCAUUGUAGAUCCUUUACCAGAAUUAGAACCUACGAUUGAGGCCAGCGUGGGAAAAGAAAUUACGAAUGAGAAUAUAUCAUACGUUUUGAAUGAUGAAUCAACAAGUGAUUUCGUUAUCCAUUUGGAAAUUCCAAUUAGUGAUGAACAAAAGUCUGCGAGUUCCAAUGUUUCCAAUGUGGAGGUUAAAGAAUUUCAUGUAAAUUCAAAAUUAUUAUCAGCGAGAUCUGAUUAUUUCAAAGCGUUAUUGGAAUCAAACAUGAUUGAAUCACAAAAUAAGUCCCUUAAAUUAUCUUAUAUUUCUCAAGAAUCAUUGGAAAUGGUCCUUAAUUAUCUUUAUACGGGUACUAUCCCAGACACCCAAACUUUUGAUGAAUGGACCGAGUUGUUACACAGUGCUUCUAGAUUCCUUAUACCUGCUUUAAUUCAAAGGUGUGAAAAGGCUUUAAAAGGUUAUGUAAAUCAUGAUAACUUGAGUGAGAUUAAAGAUAUCGCUAUAAAUUGCGGUGCUGUUCAAUUGUUACAAUAUUGUAAAAUGUUUGAACCAAGGAAUGAUUAG